AUGAUCGAUUCGAAGGGGUCCGCACCUUCAUACAAGGCAUCCUUAGAUGUCAUAGAAACAAGAUAUGCCUACGCAGGAUGGUUCCUGCUAGGAAUUCUGCCAACGUUUGGAAUUGUUAUGAACUCAAUCUCAUCCAGAGUACACUACUCAUAUCUGGAAGUGCCUGAAGAUAAUUCAGGACUCUUUGAGUCUAAUCUGCUGUCCCUCACAAUAUCAUUUUCGUGUUUAGGACUUCUAGUAGCAUAUAUAUUUUGCCCUGUAAGCAUAGAAUGGCUCCUGUUGUCUAUUAUCAUGUCCGUCAUCAUGACGUUGCUCACAUUCAUAUCAUUGUUGUUGCCUAUUAUCUUAGCGAAACCAUUAUACGUAAUUUCGUUGUGUAUCUGCUGUUUCUUCCUAGGAAUGGUAGAAUUGAUAUCACUGACGUCUAUAAAGAGCAAGUUUAUAAGAGGAGAACCGAGGGAAAAAAUGUUUUUUUUCCUGCUAGGGCACCCGCAAGCCUACCUGCUGGUGAUAUUGAUCUCAACACUCCUGGAAUGUUCGUCAUUUGGAGGAGAAGAAUACGACUUCAUACACGAAUUAAUAGUGUUCGAUAUGUAUCAACUGCUGGUCAUAAUGAUAAUGGUGAUUCCAAUAUUUGUAGUAGUAUACUAUUACGUGCUAGAUAUGAGGGCUGAACAUUACAAGUGGGAUAAAACCAAUAUUUUCAACAAUAAAAUGUCAUACAAAAGGUCAAUUAGAAUGUUAGUAUCUAGGAUCCACUACGCAAUGCUACUGAUAGUGACGGAGUCAUCUGAGGCAUUCUUUAACUCUGUUAUAGUUUUGUUUUUGGUUGACCCGUUUCCACACUUUAAUAAGCUCUUUAAAACACUGCUGAUUUUCGUUUUUCAUGAAAUCUUCGAUUUGGUGGGAAGAUUAAUAUACACGGGAGUCAAGUGCAUCAUUUCAAAAUCAAAAGGAGAAAAGGUGGAUUUUUCUCAAAAUUAUAAUGGAGAUGAUGUGGAGGUUGGAGAACUUAAAGAAAAGGUGGUGGUUAACCUGGCUACUAACAGUAUUGGGAAAAUUGCGGAAAUCACCUACAAGAAGCUUUCAUCCAAGUCUAUGGUCGGAUUAUUCGUAGUCUGGUCGUGUCUGAUUGUAAGAAUUGCCAUUUGCUUCUGUAUGUUCUUUCAAAGACACUUUAGAGACGUGAGGUUCCUUAACUUCAUUGUGACGUUCCCCAUGGCUUUGAGUUUAACAAUCUUUAACUCGUUAGUUAGGGGUCUGGUUGUUUCCUAUGUAUACAUCAAACUGGCUGGAAUUAAGCAAAAUAGGAAUACAGAUCAGCAUUCUGGAGGUUUUAAAGAGCUUCAUGGACCCAAUGAAAUCAGACUGAGUUCGAGUGCUGAGUCCGAAGAAUGUCUUGACAUUACAGGGGACCCAGUCACAGCAGCCUGUCUUCUCAUUGGGUUAUUCAGGGUAAUUGAAAUACUUCCGUACAUAAUUUGGAACUACAUAGGCUUCAAGUACAACAGGAUCUUAUUUGAGUGUGAAUUAAUUUUGGAACAGUCUGGGUCUUGGCCAACUGACGGCAUGGACAGCAACUGUGCUAAGUUUCUCUGGUGGCUAAAGAUGAUUUUCAGGUCUAUUCUGCAUGACAUUACAGACCCUUUCGGGAAUCAUUAG
Theileria annulata is the source of this 1662-nucleotide messenger RNA. RefSeq lists its product as uncharacterized. The coding region runs from base 1 to 1662 and encodes 553 amino acids. NCBI's taxonomy places the organism in Eukaryota, Apicomplexa, Aconoidasida, Piroplasmida, Theileriidae. The record is from RefSeq and is a predicted model, not a curated record. The transcript is spliced from 2 exons.